AGGAGGAGGAGGCGGCGGCAUCGGGCGACCCUGCAGGAUGGUGGCGGCGGCCGCGGCGGCGUCGGUGCCGGCGGCGGAGGCUGAGCCAGGCGGCGGGUAGAAAAUGGCGGAUUUCGAGGAGCUCAGGAAUAUGGUAUCAAGUUUUCGGGUGUCUGAACUGCAAGUGUUGCUGGGUUUUGCUGGACGUAAUAAAAGUGGGCGCAAACAUGACCUCCUAAUGAGGGCUCUGCACUUGCUGAAGAGCGGCUGUAGCCCAGCAGUUCAGAUCAAGAUCCGGGAACUCUACAGGCGCCGCUACCCCAGGACAGUUGAAGGCCUUUCUGACUUGACUGCUCUAAAAUCUUCAGUUUUCAACCUGGACAGUAGCUCUUCUCCGGUUGAACCUGACUUAACCGUGCCCGGAUUGCAUCCUGCACCUUCAACUUCGGCCGCUCCCCAAUCACCUUCCUCUCCUCUUGGUUCAGUGUUACUUCAGGACACCAAGCCUCGUUUUGAGAUGCAGCAGCCAUCCCCUUCGGUUCCUCCAGUGCAUCCUGAUGUUCAGUUGAAGAAUCUCCCUUUUUAUGAUGUGCUUGAUGUUCUCAUGAGACCGACCAGCUUAGUACAGAGCAGUAUUCAGAGAUUCCAGGAGUACUUUCUUUUUGCUUUAACACCUCAACAAGUCAGAGAAAUCUGCAUUUCCAGGGACUUUUUGCCCGGAGGCAGAAGAGACUACACGGUGCAGGUUCAAUUGAGACUAUGCCUAGCAGAAACAAGCUGCCCUCAAGAGGAUAACUACCCCAAUAGUUUAUGCAUAAAAGUGAACGGGAAGCUCUUUCCAUUGCCGGGAUACGCACCUCCACCUAAAAAUGGAAUUGAACAGAAGAGGCCUGGACGUCCCUUGAAUAUUACAUCAUUAAUUAGACUUUCCUCUGCGGUGGCAAACCAGAUUUCUAUAUCCUGGACAUCUGAAAUUGGAAAGAAUUACUCAAUGUCUGUGUAUCUCGUGCGCCAGCUGACUUCAGCAAUGUUGCUACAGAGAUUAAAAUUGAAGGGUAUUAGGAAUCCUGAUCAUUCUCGGGCACUAAUUAAAGAAAAACUCACUGCUGAUCCAGAUAGUGAAAUUGCUACAACCAGCCUCCGGGUAUCACUGAUGUGUCCUCUGGGGAAAAUGAGGCUGACAAUCCCCUGCCGUGCCGCCACUUGUACUCACCUGCAGUGCUUUGAUGCCGCUCUCUAUCUUCAAAUGAAUGAGAAGAAGCCGACCUGGAUCUGUCCUGUGUGCGACAAGAAAGCAACAUAUGAGAAUCUCAUCCUGGAUGGGCUCUUUAUGGAAAUUUUGAAUGAAUGUUCAGAUGUUGAUGAGAUCAAGUUCCAGGAGGACGGUUCCUGGUGCCCUAUGAGGCCCAAGAAGGAGCCUUUGAAAGUCGUUAGCCCACAGUGCCCCAAAAUGGAAAUCCUGCACUCUCCAGGUUCUGCCAUGAUCAGUAAGCAGGGCUCAACCCCUGCUGGCGAGGUCAACAAGAAAAAAGUGGACGUCAUCGAUCUCACCGUCGAAAGUUCUUCUGACGAAGAGGAGGAUGCCCCGCCCAAACGGAAAUGCAUAUACAUGUCCGACACACAAGCAAGUCCCACAAAAGGCGUCCUUGUGUAUCAGCCGGCAGCCGUACGAGUGCCAGGAGUCAGCACGGUGGAUUCUACGGCCAUCGCCCCAUCAUUAACAGACUACUCUGUGCCCUUCCACCAUCCACCAAUAUCGAGCAUUUCGUCUGACUUGCCUGGCUUGGAUUUUCUCUCUUUAAUCCCAGUCGAUCCACAGCAGUACUGUGCUCCUAUGUUUUUGGAUAGUCUCGCCUCGACCUUGCCAGCAAACACCACCUCUGGCAACCUCCUCCUCACCUCAGCCAGCCCCCUCGACAGCAGCAGCAGCAGCAGCAGCACUCGCGUUAGCUCUUCGGGCCGGAACGAGACGGCCGUGCUCACCAGCAGCAGCGGGAGCAACAUUCCGGAUAUCAUCUCCCUGGACUAAAAAAAAAAAAAAGCUGAUGAAAAGCGGGACUGCCUUCUUUGCAGCUUGGAACUUUUAUUUUUGAAAUAUUUAUUGGGAGAAGACAAACAAACAAAAAGCUUUGGAUUCCACAACUGUUUACCUGCAGGUUAACAGUGGAAGAAAACUGACUGGAACAUUUUUUUUUUUUCUUUUCAUCCUGGAUCUCUCUGUCUCUCUCUCUCUGUCUCUCCCUCCCUCCCUCAGUUUUGGGAGACAUAUUUUCCAACAAGCCAGCCUUUCAACUUUCUGGUGGUGAAACUGACACAGUUUCUACUCUUGUGGAUUCGAAGGAUGAAUCCCAUGUGCUAAUUAUAACUUUGGCUUAGAUCUAGCAAUAAUGUAAGAAAAAACAAAAACAAAAGCAGUGUUUUAAAAUGCAUUUAAUUACUCGGGUGACAAGAACCUGCCUUAUCCCGGAUCUUAAGGACAAGAGGAAGGAGUUUGAAUUUUGAGGAAUUCUUGACCUUUUGCUGGGACCUGGAAGAAAUCCUUAACAGAGAGGAUGCAACUUUGCAAACUUAACGGUUGUAUAAAUUGUUCGCCUCUUCCUUUCCUCUUCCUCACAUACCCUCUUGUAAAUCUGAAUUGGUGUUUCUAUUUAGGAGUUUGUGCUCUCCUGAAACUGCUCAGUUACAUGUGCAAAAAACAACAAAAAAACCCAACCUUAUGAGAACUGGGGGGAAAAGAAUGCUAUGCAAAGUCCGUUUCCUGCAUCUAAUCUGUGUUUGUAAAAAUGUGAAUACGAUGUUCAGCGGUUAAUUUUUAGGAUGGGUCGUCAGUUCUCUUUGAGAGGAAGGAAAGGGGCGAGGCAGAGAUUGCUGCUUCAGAUCUUGCAAAAUAGCUGGUGCUUCAGGCCUCCGGAUGGGUCCUCGGCGUCCUUUUUUUAUUUGCACAAGGAUCAUGAAAUUGAAGUGCUCACAGUUCGUAUCACUCCGGUCAUUGCUACUAGGAAGAUUGACCCUCAGUUGUCUUAAGAAUCGUUUUAUGAGUGUAGCUAAAUUAACAAGACACGAUUGUCACGCUAACAUCUUCCAUCAGUUUUUUGGGGGGGCGGGGGGGGCGGGAACCUCAGCAAAAGAAGUAAACGAAUGCUUUAAGCCAGGGGUCCCCAACCUGUGGGACACUGUCCACUAACUAGCCACAGGCUAAUUGCCACUGGGCCACAUGAGUGGCCAGCCUGGGUGCCCACCUGUGCGUGUGCACAGCCACGCUUGUGGGAGCGUCGCCGCAGAUGCUUGUGGUCCCGCUCAUGCCUCGCGAACGUCACGGGCACGCAUGCCCCUCCCACAAAAUGAUUCUCCCCCCCCCCGUCCCCCCCAGCCACCAACCCAACAAGGUUGGGGAACUCUGCUUUAAGCAUUAUGAGUAGGUGUGCUUUUUAUUUAUUUUUUUUGGCCCAAAGUUGCUGAAACUAUCCCGGGAAGAGCCUUGCUCAAGUGUAUGGUCCUUGGAGGAUAAUUUCCAAGUAUUUCAUAAGUAAGCAACUUCACUCACAUCGUUCUUAUUCUCUCCGCCCCCCAGUACAGAAAUCUGUAAUACUGGGAAUCUCCCAAUAGGUGCCCCCGUGUAAAGUGCUUUCCCACGGUCAGAUUUGGUACCCGAGACCCCUCGAGUUCAAGCUUUAUUUUAUCGGGUGCGGUGUUAAAAAGGGUCUCUCCGAAGUAGAAGCAGCCACUAUGUAGAUUGGAGUUAACGGUAACAAGAGUUGGAAGGGGCCUUGGAAGUCAUCUAGUCCAACCUCCUGCUCACGCAGGAGACCUGUACUAGGGAUUCGAACCGCCGAACUGCCGACCUUUCUGAUCGACAAGCUCAGUGUCUCAGCCACUCCAAACCUUGGCCGUUUUUAAAACCUGUGGACUUUCAACUUCCAUUUUCUGGGCCAAGAUUUGGACACUCCUGCCCUAGAUCAAUAAAGAAAAACCCUGAGAAAGAAAACGGCGGCUUUAGUUGAUAUUCUAGAAGUCACCUGGGCAGGUAGGAGUGAAGUCAUUUUGGCUAUUCAUGCUUUAGGGGUCCUGCAAACCAAAUAAAACCUCCCGUAUCUUUUUAAUAGUUGGCCCCAGAGCAUUUUAGCCAGAGUCGAUGAGAUUAGAAAAGCUCUAGGCUUCCUAUUUUUCUCCCAACUGUUUGCUUAAAGGUCUCGGAAGUUGCGACAAUGAAAGCCUUCCCGCUAUUACGCUUGCGCGGCUCUUUCCUGCUCUCCCUUUUAACUUCCUUGCAAAAGUUUCUCUCUUAUCCAACGGUGUUCCUAAACUGCCAAAGGCAUUGCCAGGUCCAUCUUUUGCUCUCCUAACCAAGUCUUAAUAUUUAUAGAGUUAUCUGGGCCAUGCAUACCUGGUAAUGAUUUCCCUUCGGAUGUUCUACCCCAAACGACACUUGUUUUGUGUCGUUACGGCCACCCAAAUCAAUUUUUCGCUUGCAUUUCAUCGAUCUCCAUGUGCCUGCUGGUUUUUUGUAUCGAUUAAAAGUAAUCUGAUCCUUGGAGCUUUGGUUUAAGAAAAAUAAUGCUGUUUUUACUUUUGAGAUUUUCUUUUCAGGACUUUUUUCCUCCUCGUAGUUUUCCUCUUGCUGUGCUGUGUAAUUCUAAAGGUCCCGGAGAGAUUCACUAAAACUCAGGGGACGUCUCUUGAAAAAUUCCUCUUUGUUUCAGAGCUGAAUUUCAGGCUUCUGACUCAAGUCAAAAAAAAAAAGUUUAAGCCAUACUCUUUUUAUUAAGCAAUGCAAUUAAGUACAUGGAUUUUUGGGGGGUUUUUUUUUUUAAAAAAAAAUGCCACGCUGGAUCGUUUCUGCGAACUUCUCUCCAGCCUUUAGAAGCAGCAUUUCGUGUGCAAAGCAAGAGACUCUACGUACCGGGUCGGCAUAAAAGCCACUGAAUCUGCAUAAACUGAACUUGAUAUGUAAUAAAUGCCCUGUCUCAGAAAUCCUUUGCCGUUAAAAAAAAAAAAACCCAUCGAGCGGAACCGGUCUCGUUUCCGGAGGAAAAUAAAAACCCAACUAGAUCGUUCUAUUCAACAACACACUUUUAUUUCUCGUUAUGUGAACAUGACAUAAUUGCUA
Pantherophis guttatus is the source of this 5086-nucleotide messenger RNA. RefSeq names its product protein inhibitor of activated STAT 2 (gene PIAS2). NCBI's taxonomy places the organism in Eukaryota, Metazoa, Chordata, Lepidosauria, Squamata, Colubridae. Gene Ontology annotation, molecular function: zinc ion binding; SUMO ligase activity; transcription coregulator activity. Gene Ontology annotation, cellular component: chromatin. The record is from RefSeq and is a predicted model, not a curated record. Gene Ontology annotation, biological process: protein sumoylation; regulation of transcription by RNA polymerase II.